AUGAAGCUCAACCUGGCUACUAUUCUUGCCACUACCCUGGCCGUCACUGUGACUGCUGCUCCUGCUAAUGAGGCAGUAACACUCACCACCCGGGAUAAGGUGGACCACAUUGGUGGUACCCAUGCCAACUUUAUCAAACUCUGGAAAGAAGAUGCCAUGAAUCGCUGGCGUUGGCAAUACGCUGGCAAAUGUGAUGACUACAAAAAUGCACUCAAAACCAAUUAUGGUAGCACCAAUAACUUUCGGUGUCUUGAAAAGGAUGGUAAAAAAUACUUUGACACUAAUAUGGUUGUGGGAGUCGCUGGUGAUCCCUACCUCACGCGCCUGGUUAUCCCUCCUCUCCAAAACGGCAAACACACCCAUACUAUAAUUUUCCUCCACGGCCGCGGCAGUAAUAGCGAACACUUCGGUUCAGUAUUUCUUGAAUCCACAGACAUCGCGCGGCGUCUCCCAACAGUCAAGUUUAUUUUCCCCACCGCCAAGAAACGGCGCGCGACGGUACUUAAACGGACUCCGAUACAUCAAUGGUUCGAUAACUACAGUCUUGAGGACCCAAAUGUUCGAAUCGAGCUACAGGUUGACGGGCUAGAGGAGACUAGCCGGUUCCUGAGAACAUUGAUUGACGACGAAGCACAGUUGCUUGGAGAGUCAGAUGACCCCACUCUUAGCAAUGGCUACAGCCGCAUUGUGAUCGGUGGACUGAGCCAAGGUUGUGCGGCGUCUGUGAUCUGCCUUCUGGGAGGGUUUCCAGGGCAGGACAGCGGGCAGCACAAACAACUUGGCGGGUUUGUGGGGAUGAGCGGGUGGUUGCCCUUGGACAGGGAUAUUACUGGGCUUUUGGGGCUGGACAAUGAGAAUGAAGGCAAGAAUGAAGAUGAGGACCCUUUCUCACGCGAUGAUGAGAAAGACGAGGACACCCCUGCUCCCGUCCAGGCGCUGAAUCACGUGCGGGAUAUCCUCGACCUACCAUCCUUACGACACGAAGUAGAAAAUGGCUUUGAAGGCGCAGUCCAAAAGGGAGAUCAAGAAUCUUGUGGACCUCCAAAGCCCCAUUUACAAACGCCAGUAUUUCUCGGCCAUGGGUCUGCAGAUCCCAAGGUGUCGGUUGACCUCGGGGAGCGAAUGACGUCUGUCUUAUCCAAUGGGUUUGGCAUGGAUGUGACGUGGAAGGCGUAUGAGGAUUUUGGACACUGGUAUAAGAUACCCGAUGAAAUUGAUGAUAUGGUGGAUUUCUUGGAGGAGAAGGUUGGGGUUCCGUCUGUUGGUUAA
Messenger RNA from Aspergillus candidus, 1269 nucleotides. RefSeq names its product alpha/beta hydrolase. The record is from RefSeq and is a predicted model, not a curated record. The coding region runs from base 1 to 1269 and encodes 422 amino acids. Gene Ontology annotation, biological process: protein depalmitoylation. The transcript is spliced from 3 exons. Gene Ontology annotation, cellular component: cytoplasm. Gene Ontology annotation, molecular function: palmitoyl-(protein) hydrolase activity; carboxylic ester hydrolase activity. Lineage: Eukaryota; Fungi; Ascomycota; Eurotiomycetes; Eurotiales; Aspergillaceae.